CCUAGACUCAUCUGCCAUCGGUGGAGAUGUGCACCUAUAUUGACGGUGACUGUGUCGACAACGGAUCUCGUCACCAGGAUAUAGAAGCACAGCAGUGCCCGAGGGUGGUCGAGUUCGCCGUCGUUGCACUGGGAUCCGUCUGCAACGUCUUCAGAUCGUGGGAAGACCAAGGUGGCACAGCGCUCCAUGAAGGUGAUCUAGAUCUGGGCACUUGCUACUGAGCGAAGUUGGUGUUCAACUUGGCGCUAGAGGCUACCACAAUGGAGAAAGGGGGGACAUGGAAAAGACGGAUAAUUGGCAAUUACAAUUGGGGUUCGUUGUGCAUGCCAACCCCUCCGUGGAAGGAUGGCCGCUCUCUUCCUCCUUUCUUCGGCAAGGAUGAAAAACUCUCAGUCCUAGUGGCUGUUGUGAUGGGCCUUCAACACGCUCUCGCCAUGGUCGGAGGAAUCAUUACAGCGCCGCUCUUGAUUGCAAUGCUCGGGUUCAAGCCGGAGAACCAGGCCUACCUGGUGUCGGCGGCGCUCAUCGUCGCAGCCGUGGCCUCGUUCGUUCAAAUAGUACAACUCAGGAUUCCUGGAACGCGUUAUGUGAUCGGGUCAGGCAUGUUGUCAGUGAUGGGCGUAUCCUUCUCAUUUGUCCCCAUUUCACAACAAGUUAUAUCAACGCUUAGUAAAUGUGCAUGUGCGGGGGUGCCCUGCACUGUAGGAGGCACGUGUGGGGCAUGUGCAGGUCCACUUACCGGAGAAUGCCUCACUCCAGAAGCAGCCUACGGAAAAGUUCUUGGCACCGUUUUGGUAUGCUGCUUCUACCAGAUUUUCGUGUCAUUCGUCCCGUCGCGUGUCCUGCGUCGGGUGUUUCCUCCAGUUGUGACGGGAACCUGCCUGGUGCUUCUCGGAAGUGCGCUCAUUGGAGCCGGGUUCGCGAACUGGGGCGGAGGCAUUUUCUGCAGCAGCCAGGUGUUGACUACCAAAAUACCCUGCAGCGGGAAUGGAGAAGUAGUGCUGGCUUUCGGGCAUCGUGUCUAUCUGGGGCUUGGAUUGGUCGUCUUCUUCGCUAUCAUCUUUGCUGAAUUGUUUGGAUCCCCGUUCAUUCGAAACAUCGAGGUCAUCGUCGGGUUGCUCGUGGGCAUGAUUGUUGCGUCGAGUGUGCACUACUCGUCCUGCGAUGAGACGGGUACAUGCAAAUCAUUGAGGUUCGUAACAGGUCAGCAAAUCUCGGACGCCAAGUGGAUCACCUUCUUAUGGGUGAAGCGGUUUCCGCUGGGAUUUUACGGACCUGCAGUGCUUCCCAUCUUAUUCGCCUUCAUGGUGACCACAAUGGAGUGCAUCGGCGACAUUACCGCCACCGCUGAGGCUAGCCAACUGGAGCCUGUUGGCGAAAAGUUUGAGAAGAGUAUCCAGGGAGCUGUGCUUGCCGACGGCAUCAACUCCUUUUUCUCAGCGCUGGCAACCAUUACACCUGUGACAACAUACGCUCAGAACAACGGCGUUCUGUCUCUCUCGCGAUGCGCAUCGCGGUACGCUGGAUAUGCUUGCUGUGUUUGGCUCCUGAUACUCGGAAUUGUGGGCAAGUUUGCUGCCAUCAUCCUUACCAUUCCGAACUGCGUCUUGGGCGGCAUGACCACGUUCCUCUUCACCGGGGUGGUUGUUUCUGGUAUCCAUGUGCUGAAUCUCAGAGAAGGUCUCAACCGCCGUAAUCGGUUCAUAGCCAUCAUGUCUAUCGGCGUCGGAAUGGGCGUCACUCUUGUUCCUGCUUGGGUGAACAUAACCAGCCAGUUCGUGGAUUAUCCUUUUGAAGGAAACUUCUGGCCUAUCAAUCCUUCAUGGUCUCCUGCCUUCCGAGGUUUUAGGGACUCAAUCAUCAUUGUCAUGUCCAAUGGAUUCUCCAUAGGAGGAUUCAUUGCUGUUUUCCUCAACCUCAUCUUACCUUUCGAUAGGAACGAUGCACCGUCCGGAAUUGAGGAGGAGAAGACACCGGUAGACUACAUGGACAAGAAGCAUGUUGAACUUUAGGUUCUGCAGAUUGCAUCUACACGAGAUUUCAACUGCUUGGAGUUAUAACUUAAGUUGAGUGAACUGUAGACUGUUUGUGAGCACUGGACCAGUGGUUGAUACCUCAACUCAUGUAUGUACAUUGGGUACGAGCAUUACUGGAGCUUUUCGCUUGCUUUCUUUCCACUAGUUUGUCACCUUCGGUCACGCCACCGUGAACAUGAUCUUCACGACAUUCACAGGCCAUAGAAUUCUCGUCGAUCGGAAGCAGUCGGUGGCUCUGACCCCUAGAGCGCGAGCUAGAAUUCCAUCUCCGGAAGCUCUAUUGAGAAGGGUGACAAGUCAGCCUCCAGAUCCAUUAGCGUGUGCAUCUUCUACAAGUCAUUAGGAUGUGGACAGAUCGAAUUUGACGUUGUCUGAACUCCCUUUGUACGGGAAUUCUGUUUCCAUUAAAAAAAAAUUAUGUGCUAUAGCUUACCGACAAGUGUACAAGAUCGUUAAAACUAUCAAAUGCGUCGACCUCAACUUC
Molecule: messenger RNA, 2520 nt
Organism: Physcomitrium patens
Lineage: Eukaryota; Viridiplantae; Streptophyta; Bryopsida; Funariales; Funariaceae
Product: uric acid-xanthine permease
Biological process (GO): xanthine transport; transmembrane transport
Cellular component (GO): plasma membrane
Molecular function (GO): xanthine transmembrane transporter activity
Source: RefSeq, a predicted model, not a curated record